Messenger RNA from Ogataea philodendri, 2022 nucleotides. RefSeq lists its product as uncharacterized. The transcript has a single exon. The record is from RefSeq and is a predicted model, not a curated record. Gene Ontology annotation, biological process: post-translational protein targeting to endoplasmic reticulum membrane; SRP-dependent cotranslational protein targeting to membrane. Gene Ontology annotation, cellular component: Sec62/Sec63 complex. Gene Ontology annotation, molecular function: transmembrane protein transporter activity; RNA binding. NCBI's taxonomy places the organism in Eukaryota, Fungi, Ascomycota, Pichiomycetes, Pichiales, Pichiaceae. The coding region runs from base 1 to 2022 and encodes 673 amino acids.
AUGUCGCAAUCCAGAUACGACUACGACGAGAACUCAGAAACCUGGCCGUACUUCGUGCUCACAGGGGUUCUCUUACCUCUGUUGCCGACAACCUGGUCACUGGUGAGUGAAAACCUGAGUUCGGGCUCCAAAUCGUCGGAUGAGCUUCGUUCUGUUUCGUGGUUCAAACCUUAUAACCAGGUGGCACAGAACCAAUACCGGUCGAAAAAACGUGCAAGAAACACGCUUUCGCGCAAAUUUGUUCUCGUUCUGGUUGGAUGGGUUCUUGUUGCCGCAAUUAUUUACCAAAUAAUGACGACCGAGCUGGUUGUUGGCGAAACAAGCUUUGAUCCAUGGAAAAUUCUCCAGAUCGACGAAUCCGCUUCUGAAAAGGUCAUCAAGUCGGCUUACAGAAAGCUGUCGCUGAAAUUCCACCCGGACAAGGUGGAUACAUCCAAAAUGAGCCAGCAGGAGAUGGAUGCUGUUGAUACCGCGUACGUGCUGAUCAACAAGGCCUACAAGGCUCUAACCGACGAGUCGGUUCGUGAAAACUUCUUGAAAUACGGCAACCCAGACGGACCAGGCGAAGUGAAACACGGAAUUGCAUUGCCUAAGUUCCUGAUUGAAGGAAAGACUUCGCCUGUUCUUGUUGUGCUGUAUGUUCUUCUCAUUGCAAUCAUUUUACCUACGGUUGUUGGCUCUUGGUGGAACGGUGUCAGAUCUUACACCAAGCAGGGACUGCAUGUCGAUACGGCCGCUCACUUCUUGGACGUGUUGAUUAACUACAACCCUGCAACUAUCUGUCAGAUCGAGACGGUGCUGAAAUAUAUCAGUUCGGCUACAGAGUUCCAAUUAAUAGACAAGUCGCUUACCCCGGAGAAAGUUGAGUCUUUGCUUAUUUCUCAUCUUGAAAGAACUCAUCUGAAUGGAAAGGAUGAAGGACUUAAGCAGGAGAUUGUUGCCAUCGCUCCGAAAUUGAUUAUUGGCUUCAUCGACAUCGCAUCCAGUUUCAGAAACACCGAUUUGUGUUUGAAGCUUGUUGAAACACACAGAUGUAUUAUUCAGGCAUUGAAUAUUGAGAAAGACCCAUUGUCGUACAAGUACAGACAGAUUUUGCAGUUGCCAGGCGUGGACCUGGACAAGUUGGACACCACCCAACCAAUCUACUCUUUGGGUAAGUUACUGAAAAAGCCAACCGUCAAGCCCGAGGAGUUCUUGAACGCAGAUAAGACAGAUAACAUUUUGAAAAUUGCUUCAGAAAUCCCAUUGAUCGAGCCGUUGGAUUGCAAGUUUAAAGUCACCGGUGAGACGUUUGUUCCACCAAACGCCAAUGUCCAUAUUAGUCUCAAAUUUUUGGUGAAGUCACCUGCUCAAAAGUCAAAGCCAGAGACGUCUAAAUUGUCUAAGGAGGUUCAGACCACACAACUCAACGAGAAGGAGACGAUGGAGACAUUGAGAAACCCAUUGAAGAUUGUUGAGGAUCAACCGAAGAUUAAACUGAGCACCGCUCCGGCUUAUUUCCCCGACCCUGACUACCUGAAGGAAAAUAACGGAUGGAUUGCCUUUUUGAUCGUUCAAAAGGAUGGAAAGCUGGGAGAGAACCCUCAAUUUGUUACGAAAGUUGACCUUGCUAACUUGAAGCUCACACAGGAGGAGUUCUUGGAGUCCAAGGCCGUCGUUUCGACUUUCAAGUUCCCACUAACUGCUCCAACUCCUCAGGAGGAAGGACAGUUCCAGUUCCGUCUUAUUUUGAGACACCUGGUUUAUUUCGGUUCUGACCUGGAUAUUCCAUUGGUGAUGGAGGUUGAGAACAAACCAAUCGAGGCUGCAGAGAAGGAUUUGUACGAGAUCGAAGAUCCCGACGAAGACUCCCUAGCAGGCGCUUUAGCACAGAUGCGUGGAGAAUCGGUUCGCAAGAUCGAAGCUGAGUACAGCAGCUCGGACGACGAGUCCGAAGAAGAAGAAGAAGAAGAGGAGAUUGAUUGGACAGAUAUAGACACCGACACUGAUGUGGAGGAAGAGGAGAAGAAGAAGGAAAAAUAG